Molecule: messenger RNA, 495 nt
Organism: Saxophila tyrrhenica
Lineage: Eukaryota; Fungi; Ascomycota; Dothideomycetes; Mycosphaerellales; Extremaceae
Exons: 2
Coding region: 1-495 (164 amino acids)
Biological process (GO): diadenosine pentaphosphate catabolic process; adenosine 5'-(hexahydrogen pentaphosphate) catabolic process; diadenosine hexaphosphate catabolic process
Cellular component (GO): nucleus; cytoplasm
Molecular function (GO): endopolyphosphatase activity; diphosphoinositol-polyphosphate diphosphatase activity; bis(5'-adenosyl)-pentaphosphatase activity
Source: RefSeq, a predicted model, not a curated record
AUGGCCCAAGAAACGGCGCCUGAGCGGUCAAUGGAAGCCAGAGUAGGCAGAGACAAGCAGCGCUACGGCCCCUCCGGCGAACGCCUCGUCUCCGGCGUCGUCCCCCUAACCCCCGACCGCACCCUGGUCCUGCUCAUCCAAUCCUCCGCCCGCAAAGGCUGGGUGCUCCCCAAAGGCGGCUGGGAGACCGACGAGAACACCGCGCAAGACGCCGCGUGCCGGGAGGCCUGGGAGGAAGCGGGCAUCGAAUGCGCCAUCGAGCGCGACCUGGGCACGAUCGAGGAGCAGCGGAGCUCGGCGCAGAUUAUGAAGAAUCCUGCUGCGCCGAGGGCGGCGUAUAGGUUUUUUGAGGUCAGGGUGGUGGAGGAGAAGGAGAGUUGGCCGGAGAGUCAUAAGAGGGAUAGGAGGUGGAUGAGCUAUAAGCAGGCGAGGGAGUGUUUGAAGGAGAGGCCGGAGCUGUUGGAGGCGCUGGAGAGGAGUAAUGUGAAGCGGUAG